Messenger RNA from Penicillium expansum, 1641 nucleotides. RefSeq names its product MDR family MFS transporter. Gene Ontology annotation, biological process: transmembrane transport. The record is from RefSeq and is a predicted model, not a curated record. Gene Ontology annotation, molecular function: transmembrane transporter activity. The transcript has 3 exons. Bases 1 to 1641 code for a protein of 546 amino acids. NCBI's taxonomy places the organism in Eukaryota, Fungi, Ascomycota, Eurotiomycetes, Eurotiales, Aspergillaceae.
AUGAGUAUAGACGCUUCACCAAGUGAGAGCGUGCUCGAAAGUCAAACCCCGGAUCGCGUGGAUGAAUCAAUCCCGAUCAAAGCUGAAGAAACCGAGAAGGAUGCAGCCCCGGGCCGGGACAUCGUAGGCUUCCGCUGGCUGCUCGUCUGCAUUGCCGUUUUCUCUGCAAACCUCCUCUAUGGCUUGGAUAAUACCAUUGUGGCUGAUAUCCAGGCUCCCAUUGCCGGUGACUUCAACGAGUACACGCGGCUGGGUUGGCUUGGUGUGGGCUUCACCUUGGGAUCGGUGGUCUUUAUUCUCCCGCUGGGCAAAGCAUACGCCAUCUUCGAUACGAAAUGGCUCUUCCUCGGCUGUUUGACUAUGUUUGCGGCUGGCAGUGCUCUCUGCGGUGCUGCUCCUAGUAUGAAUGCCAUCAUUGUCGGGCGUGUGUGGGCAGGAGCUGGUGGAGCGGGCAUGUAUCUGGGAAAUCUGAAUCUGAUUACCAUCCUGACCACCCCCAAGGAGCAGCCUGUGUAUGUCGGCCUGGUUGGAUUGAUCUACGGCACUGGCUGUAUUCUGGGUCCUAUCAUUGGCGGUGCUUUCUCUGACAGUUCUGCCACAUGGCGAUGGUCAUUCUAUCUCAACUUGGUUAUCUUUGGAGUCAUGUCACCCAUCUAUGUAUUCCUCCUGCCCUCCUUGCCACGACCAGCGGGCGAAGGCCGCAGCUUCUUCAAGAAGCUUGUGGAGCUUGACUGGGUGGGCACGGUCCUUUCCGCAGGAAUGCACAUCUCCAUCAUCUUGUUCAUCGUCUUCGGUGGUGUCGAAUGGUCCUGGACAGAUGGCCGGAACAUCGCUCUGUACGUGGUCUCCGCUGUCCUCACCAUUGCUUUCGUGCUCAGCCAGUACUUCUGCAUCGGGACCACCAAACAGGACCGACUGUUCCCCGGCGAGUUCCUGCGUGACCCCACGAUGCUCCUCCUCUAUAUCAUCAUGGCCUGUGGUGGUGCCGCCCUCUUUGUGGCAGUUUAUUAUAUCCCACUCUACUUCCAGUUCGUCCACGGCGACUCUGGCAUCAUGUCGGCAGUCCGUCUGUUGCCGUUCGUCUGCUUCUACGUGGCUACGAUUCUGCUUUGUGGUUAUGUCAUGCCCAAGACCGGCUACUUUAUCAUCUGGUAUCUCAUGAGUGGUGUCUUCAUGCUCAUUGGAGCCGUGUUGAUGUACACCGUGAAAUUGGAUACCAGCCCCUCCAACGUCUACGGAUAUUCCAUCCUGAUGGGACUGGGCAUGACUACUACACAGGCCGCCUACGCGGUGGGUCCAGCCAUUGUGACUCCCGACCGCGUGGCCGAAUGUCUCCAGUUCAUGAACAUCGGCCAGGGCCAGAGUCAGCUUCUGGGAUUGGCCAUCGCCAGUGCCAUUUUCCAGACCAAGACCCUCAGUGGGCUCACUGCCCUGUUGGGAGAUAAGGGAUAUUCGCAGGUGGACAUCCAAAGUGCCGUCGCUGGCGCCCAGAGUACCCUGAUGGAGCGACUGCCCCCGGCCUUGAAGACGGCAGCCCUGAAGGUGAUUGUGAGUUCGAUUAGUGAUGUCUACGUCAUGGCAAUUUCGGCGGGUGCUCUCUACGUGGUUGCAUCCUGCCUGCUGCCUCGUCGUCGGUUCUAG